This is a messenger RNA of Haliotis rufescens (red abalone), 2320 nucleotides long. RefSeq names its product flavin-containing monooxygenase 5-like. Gene Ontology annotation, molecular function: NADP binding; flavin adenine dinucleotide binding; N,N-dimethylaniline monooxygenase activity. The transcript is spliced from 6 exons. NCBI's taxonomy places the organism in Eukaryota, Metazoa, Mollusca, Gastropoda, Lepetellida, Haliotidae. Bases 15 to 1685 code for a protein of 556 amino acids. The record is from RefSeq and is a predicted model, not a curated record.
GCCGUUGUUCAGUGAUGAAGUAUAUAGCAAUCAUUGGCGCUGGGUGUAGUGGUCUGGCUGCAGUCAAAGCUUGCCUUGACGAAAACCUUGCCCCUGUGUGUUUUGAAAGAGGGGACGAUAUCGGUGGCCUUUGGAACUUUUCAGAAACGGUCACCAAUGAUCGCGCAAGCAUUUACAAAAAUCUGGUGAUCAACACUAGUAAGGAAAUGAUGUCUUUCAGUGAUUUCCCUACUCCUCACGACUUUCCACCCUUCUUGCCACACGAAUAUGUUCUCAAAUACUUCCGUUUGUACGCUGCAAGAUUCCAACUCCUGGCGCAUGUUCGCUUUAACGCUGCAGUUCUGAACAUUAGCAAAGCUAGCGACUAUGACGCCACAGGACGGUGGGGGGUAACGGUGAGUGUUGAGGGUGCCCCGCCCUUCACGCGGGUGUUUGAUGGGGUGAUGGUCUGCACUGGUCAUCACUCUGUCCCCUACACGCCGACAUUUAGGGGUGCGGACAAGUUCAAAGGACCCGUCAUACACUCUCAAGGAUACAAAGAUUCAAGUAAUUUCAUUGGAAAACGAGUACUUGUUAUAGGCAUUGGUAACUCAGCUGCGGACAUCGCCGUGGACUUGUCCCGAGCAGCAUCGAAGGUGUUCCUGAGCACUCGAAGGGGUGCGUGGAUCAUCGGCAAGACGAGUAUUAAGGGGAUCCCUGCUGAUCUCCUUGCCAACAGUCGGUUCGUGUUCUCACUGCCCCUCAACCUGCUACAGUGGGUCGUGGAGAAGCAGGCUAACUUCAAAGUGGACCAUGACACGUUUGGUCUGUCGCCACAGCAUGGGGCGCUUGAAGCACAUCCGACCAUCAACGACGAGCUUCCCUACCAGCUGGUGACUGGAAAAGUCAGCAUCAAGCCGAACGUAACGACAUUCACUCAAAAUGGCGUCGAGUUCGCAGACGAUACUUUUGAGGACAUAGAUGCCGUGAUAUAUGCGACUGGUUAUGACUACCGGCUCGAUAUUGUUGAUGAAGAUGUGCUGAGGAUUGACAACAACAAGACGCACCUGUAUCAGUACAUGUUUCCGACCAACCUGACCCACCCUACAUUUAGUGUGAUUGGACUCGUCCAACCAAUCGGCGCCAUUAUGCCAAUAUCCGAGAUGCAGUGCCGAUGGUUCACUAAGCUGGUCAAAGGGGAGGUGAGUUUGCCGAGUAAGGAGGUCAUGCUGAAGUCGGUGUCCCAGAGAUUUGCCUUGAUGAACCACACCUACAUCAAGUCUCGCAGACACACCGUACAGACUUACUGGAUAGAGUAUAUGGACAAUAUCGCUUCUAAAAUUGGCGUCAAACCGAAUUUUAAAAGACUCCUGUUUGAAGACCCCGUCUUGGCUUUUAAAUGCUUUUUCGGCCCGUGUGUCCCCGCACAGUACAGACUAACCGGCCCUGGGAAGUGGGAAGGUGCAAGACCAAUUAUCAUGGACGCCGUUGCCCGAGCAACCAGAGGCGCCACCUGCAGGAAGGUGUGCGCAAAGAAGCGCCCGUCCCGGAAGGAAAGGAACGGCACCUUGAUGCUGCUGCUCUAUGUGUUUGUGUUCUUCACGCUUGUCACCAUGUGGUGCUUCGACUCGUUCAUGGACCUCUCCGUAGUUGACAUUGUGUCUCUUCUUCAGAAGGAGCGUGUUGAACACGCUCUUGCGAGAUAACAAUAGACUCGGUUCUGUCUCAGAUAUCAUUUUUAACUAAAUAUGCAAAUGCGUCCGCGGAUUCUGCCGGUGGCGCCAGUUGAUGGUUAUCAGAGUUAUCUUCCCCUUUUCGUAACAAAUUUGUUUAUAGUUAGCCGUCAAACCGGCGACGUAUGCUUUAGCGCAGUAUGAUUUACGAAGUUAGAUAUCAGCAUCCUUGCAUUGUGGAUAUAAAGAGAGUUACAUCUUGGUGGAUGCGACUUUUGAUUUUACAUUGCUUGACGUACAAGAAAAACAAAGCUAAUUUAUUUAAGAAAUAAACGACGAGUGGGAGUUGUUGAUCGUACAAUAAACACUACAGGGAGAAUAAACCAUGAGGGGCGCAGUCGUUUAUUUCUUGGAUGAGAUAUCAGCAUUAUGUACAGCCUCUUUAAGGAUGAUGAUAAAAUGUACAACCUUUGAAACGAUUUACACGUAUUUAAAAAAUGAUGACUCCCUCAAAAGAAUCCCACCCCAGCAAUGUCGGACAAGUCCAUUUUUUGCACAGGUGGAUAUUUCCCAUAUAUUCUCAAAAUCCUCAAGUCGAUUACCUGUACCUUUUCUCCCAAUACCGAUUGUCAUAUAUCUCCCGCCUUUGGAUGCGAUCGAUCGGUCAU